AUGACACAACGUGCUGGAGUUGCAAAUGACGAAACAAAUGAACUGUCUGAAAGCGCUAUCUUCAAUGAGUUAAUUAAAAGAAGAAAUCCCAGUUGGGCGAUUGGACAAGCAGGUCAUGACGAGGCGAGCAUGACAACAUCACCAUUAAAAGGGAAUGAAGCUGUUUAUACCUUUAGAUGCUUAUGAUAACCUUAAAACAAGAAUUCCCAACAUUGAUGCUCAAGUUCGCACAGAGGAAUAUGAACACGCAUUUGUAGGAAAAAUUGUCUCAGGUUGGCUUAAUUUAAAAAAGACAAGAAACACAAUAAAAAUUGACAAACAUAUAAAAAGA
This is a messenger RNA of Clunio marinus, 331 nucleotides long. The record is from the annotation of a GenBank genome assembly. Lineage: Eukaryota; Metazoa; Arthropoda; Insecta; Diptera; Chironomidae.